GGGGCCUCACUCCUCUCACAGAGCAGAGAGUCCGGGUGCUCCGGGCACACACUUGGACACAGCAGGCCCCUCAGGACUCCAGGAUGCCCUUCCCUGCCUCCUGGCCCCGCCCUCCUCCUUGCCUGCUGCUGACUCUACUGCUGGGCCUCCCAGGAGGGGCAGGUGAGGAGCUGCAGGUGAUUCAGCCUCAGAAGCCAGUGUCCGUCGCAGCUGGAGAGACGGCCACUCUGAGCUGCACCGUGACCUCCCUGCUCCCUGUGGGGCCCAUCAGCUGGUUCAGAGGGACAGGGCCAGGCCGGGAGUUAAUCUACAGUUUCAGAGGAGGCCCCUCCCCCCGGGUAACAUGGGUUGCAGACGUCACCAGGAGAGACAACAUGGAUCUUUCCAUCCGCAUCAGUAACAUCACCCCAGCAGACACAGGGACCUACUACUGUGUGAAGUUCCGGAGAGGAGGUGGUGAUGACACGGAGUUCAAGUCUGGGGCAGGCACUCAGCUCACCGUGAGUGCCAAACCCUCUCGCCCUGUGGUAUCGGGCCCCACGGGCAGGUCGCCGCCUGGGCAGACAGUGAGCUUCACCUGCCAGUCCCACGGCUUCUCCCCCAGAGACAUCACCCUGAAAUGGUUCAAGGAUGGGAAUGAGCUCCCAGCCCCCCAGACCACCGUGGACCCAGACGGAGACAGCCCUUCCUACAGCGUCUCCAGCACAGCCAGGGUGCUGCUGGCCCCGGGGGACGUUCGCUCCCAGGUCAUCUGCCAGGUGGCCCACGACACCCUAAAGGGGGACCCUCCUCUUCGUGGGACUGCCAACUUGUCUGAGGCCAUCCGAGUUCCGCCCACCCUGGAGGUCACCCAGGACACGGUGUCAGAGAAACAGAAGAACGUCACCUGCCUGGUGAAGAACUUCUACCCCCAGCGCCUACAGCUGACCUGGCUGGAGAACGGAAACACGUCCCGAGCAGAAACAGCCUCGACCCUCGUAGAGAACAAGGAUGGGACCUUCAGCGGGAGGAGCUGGCUCCUCGUGAAUCUGUCUGCCCACAGGGAGGAUGCGGUGCUCACCUGCCAGGUGGAGCACGAUGGGCAGCCGGCCGUCACCAAAACCGUCACCAUGGAGGCCCCGGCUCACCAGAAGGACCCAGAUGAACCCUCUGGCCCAGGACUAUCUACUCAGGUCUUCUUGGCUGUGCUCCUCAGCCUCCUGGGCUGCAAGGUGCUGCUGAUGGCUGGUGUCUCUGCCAUCUAUGUCCACAGGCAGCGGAGAGCCCGACUAAGAGAACAGCAAGACCCCCCACAGUGCCUAUGGACCACCGGGUCAGACUGGUCACAGAGCCAUGCAAAGAUGCAGAAAGCCAAUUAAUGACUCCACCAACCCCAAUGGAUGGCCGAAACCAAAAUUUGCCCUUUGCCAGAACCUGUGCGCAGAUGCAGGGGGCUCAGAAGUUUUCACUUGGCUGGGCACCUAGAUCUCACCCAAUCUGACCCCACCCUCUAGGAACGCCUUUAUACCUUCUAUCACCUUUCCCAUUCCUUCCCUUAGGUGACUUAGUUUCAACAUGGUCCAAUCAAGACCCCUGAUGAUAAUGAACACAUAUGUACAUUUCUCCCUCUCAUUAAAUGUGCUCGGAGUCUGUAGUCCAGGGCGAGGGAGGAGACGGAUCUGAGUCCUGUCUCUGUCUCCUGGUUUGGCAGCUGGACGAAUACAUCUUUUCUCUAUGAAACGAUCUUGCCUCAGAUGAGGCUUCUCUGUGAGUUGGGCAUCGAACUCACUGAUUGUGUUGCUACAUCAUGACCUGAGAAAAACAAGGUCCUUUUUUUUUUUUAAAGCAAAACCAAUCUGGUUCUAUAUAUUGACUUAGGAGACACCUGACCUCACCUUUGCCCACAAACUUACUGAAACUGCAGCUACUAAAUGCACAAUCCCUGAGAAAGAAACCAGCUGAGCAAUUCCCAGACCUUGGACACACACAUCAAAAUCACAUCUUAAGCAAAUAAAAAAGAUGAGACAACCUCAGGCUGUUACCUGACCCAAUCUCUCCAUAAACCCCACACCUGGCACAGUGACAUAUAAUUGGGGGUGACACACAACUCCCAGCUUCUCCUUGAGGAGUAGGAUUCAGACCCAACAUUGAGCACCCCAAAUUUUAAACUUCCCCAUGAGGGAUGAGCCUCCAAAUAAAGUAUGUCUGAAAGCUACAGGACUUGAGUCCACAAGGUCCAAGGACGACAGCAAAGCAGCAGUUCUCAGUGGCCUGUGAGGACUCCCUGUCGCUAACCCCCCAGGUCUCAACACGAGGCAGCAAAGACAAAUGCCCAGGGCCCAGUCUUUCCCUGAAAGAGGCCUAUUUGCUUCUCAUAAAGGCUGCAGCUGAGGGUCAGCUUCUCAUCUAACACACGUCAGGGGCCCCAACCAUCCUCUCCAGAGCCAGGGAGCUGAGAGGGUGUCAUGUGCACAUGCUCCCUCUGCGGCACCCAGGUGGCUGGUGCCUCCCUGAGAGCAGCUUGGGCACAGGGUGAGAGCCCUGACUUGCAGCUGCUGCUCAGGGGACACUCCCCUUGAUCGCCUGGCUCUGGCGGCCAGUGGGGCUUGUGUUAGUGGGGCCCACGGGAUUGUAGAAAACAAAAAGCCAGUUCUUCCCUGGCUAUUCCCAAGAGCUUAGCUCCCACCUCCCAGCCUUUCCUGAUAGAGGUCUACAUUCAUACUUAACCGCUGCUGCCUGAGGAUCCAGCUUCCCAUGAGACUUGCAGACUGAAUUCCUCCCCUCCAGACACUGAAAUGGCACCUCAGCUAUUGGGAGCAACAGAGAACAAAGAAGGCAGUUUGGAUAAUCACGAAGUUUGGAGAGACAGCCAAGUGCUAGAACAGGGUUGAGUGACAAGGCUCGUCUUCUGCAACAGAUCUCGCCACCAAGAUGGGAAGAGGCGCCUCUUUUAUCUCACGCACAGAAACCAACAGGGAGAGUCAAGGACCAUGAGGACAUGGAGGAAUGUGAACCAAACACCACCCCAAAGCAUAAAAUAAAACUCCUGAAAUACGCCUUAAUGUUUACCUGGUAGUUUUAUAAGUGCUCAUAACGAUGCUCACCUUGUUCACCUCUCUAGGAGAACAAGGCUGCACAAUGUGAGAAUUUCAACAGAGAUACAAAAUAUGAGAAUAAAGAUCUUAUAUAGUUACAUGCAUGGCCCAUGGACACAGGCAG
This is a messenger RNA of Myotis myotis, 3198 nucleotides long. Its product is annotated as signal-regulatory protein beta-1-like. Lineage: Eukaryota; Metazoa; Chordata; Mammalia; Chiroptera; Vespertilionidae. The coding region runs from base 84 to 1358 and encodes 424 amino acids. Gene Ontology annotation, cellular component: plasma membrane. Gene Ontology annotation, biological process: positive regulation of T cell activation; positive regulation of phagocytosis. The record is from RefSeq and is a predicted model, not a curated record. The transcript is spliced from 6 exons.